GAUGAUGUCUCAAAGAGCAAGGUGGUCCUCAAAAUAUGAGAAAGCGCUAGUUGAUGUACUCACUGAGUACAGGCUUUCUCAUUUUCGUGGUCAAAAUGGCUGGUGUACUGAAGGUUGGAAUAGAAUUGUGAAAGAUUUCAACAGUCUUUGUCCAGAUGCCAAAUUUACUAAAGCUCAGAUUCAAGACAAAGAGUCCCAAUUGAAGAAGGACUACAAAGCAGUCAAAUCCAUCCGUACGCGUAGUGGAGUCUCUUGGAAUCAGACCGCGUCUAUGAUUAACACAACAUCUGAAAUCUGGGAUGAAAUCAUAGAAGAGGAUUCAAAGUUGAGGAGGUAUGAAAACAAAAGCUUCCCAUUGUUUGAUGCACUGGACCUGUUAUAUGAAGGACAAUUUGCUGAAGGAAAGCAUUGCUUCACUUCUAGUAAACCUCAUAAGGCUGGAAGUAAACGGUCCGGAGGCACGGAGAAGACACUCUUAGAUUUCACUAAGAAACGUCCAUGGGACGCUGCAAUCAAUGUAGGAGCUCAUGAUGGUGAAGAAUCGAUUUAUCCAAUAAGAAUGGAUGACUUUGGUAAGCAAAAUUUGGAGAGUGAGUCUUUACAAUCUCAAGGGUAAGAGAAACAAUCUCUGCAAGAUUUGGAGAUUGAGCAACAUGUACAAGGUAAAGGACAUAACAAAAAGGCCUUUCAUCAAAGGAUGGAAGACUUUGGAGGGAAAGGUGCAGAGAUGGAAGAUGACCAUGAUGAACCAAUUGGUCUUUCAGAUGAAGAUGGCCAUGCUACUUCAAGAUCUGGGACUGCUGGAUCAAAUAGAGGAAGAAUGAAGAAAAGUUCUAAUACAAAGUCAGUGCCACCCAUUGAAGAAACUAUGUCAGAAUUUCUGAGUUUCAGAAAAGAGCAAGCUAGUGCCAAAAGACAGAGUAAAAGUCAUCAAAGGGAGCAAGAAAGAGAUUACUCGAUUACAAGAUGCUUAGAGGUAUUAGAUGAGAUGGAUGAUGUGUCAGACGAUACAAAGAUCCUGUCUUCUGAUGUCUUUAAGGAUGCUAUGAACCGUGAGCUUUUUCUAGGAUAUGCUCCAAGGCUUCGUGGUUUGUGGCUAAAGAAAGAAGUUGAUAAGCUUGGAACUUAAUUGCCUAAAUGUAA
Phragmites australis (common reed) is the source of this 1143-nucleotide messenger RNA. RefSeq lists its product as uncharacterized. Lineage: Eukaryota; Viridiplantae; Streptophyta; Magnoliopsida; Poales; Poaceae. The coding region runs from base 2 to 616 and encodes 204 amino acids. The record is from RefSeq and is a predicted model, not a curated record. The transcript is spliced from 3 exons.